This is a messenger RNA of Scatophagus argus, 1661 nucleotides long. RefSeq names its product guanylyl cyclase-activating protein 2-like. Gene Ontology annotation, cellular component: cone photoreceptor outer segment; photoreceptor inner segment. NCBI's taxonomy places the organism in Eukaryota, Metazoa, Chordata, Actinopteri, Scatophagidae. The transcript is spliced from 4 exons. Gene Ontology annotation, molecular function: calcium sensitive guanylate cyclase activator activity; calcium ion binding. The coding region runs from base 20 to 583 and encodes 187 amino acids. The record is from RefSeq and is a predicted model, not a curated record. Gene Ontology annotation, biological process: visual perception.
UCGCUCUGGUCCACAGGCCAUGGGACAGGAGGAGAGUCACACCGAGGAGAUGGACCUGGCGCAGAUUCAGGAGCUGUGCAUCAUUUUCAUGAAGGAGUGUCCGAGCGGCGCUCUGCACUUACACGAGUUCAAGAGGAUCUUUGGGGUGGCGAGCAGCUCUGCGGAGGAGUCCCUCUACAUCGAGACAAUAUUCCACUCCUUUGACACGAAUAAGGACAACACGCUGGACUUCCUCGAAUAUGUCGCUGCACUUCACUUGAUCCUACGGGGAAAUCUGGAAGACAGACUCAAGUGGUCCUUCAAGAUGUACGACAAGGACGGGAACGGCAAGCUGGACAGACAGGAGGUGAAGCGGAUCAUCAGGAUUAUUCACAAAAUCAAGCUUCAGACGAGUGAUGUCAGCAUGACGCCGUCUCAGAUCUGCGACAGAAUCUUUGAGCUGGUUGACCAGAAUCAUGACGGUCAGAUCACCUUGUCUGAGUUCAUGGAGGGAGCUCAGAAGGACGAGUGGGUCAUGAACCUGCUGAAGCUGGACAUCAACGCCACCGGCUGGGUCCUCCAGAACUGUGAGAAACUACCUUGAUGCCUCAGUGAGUGGGCUCACCACCCGCAGGUUUCUGUUCCAGGCCUUCACUGAGGGGCCAUCUUCACGGUUUGGGUUUGGCCCGUGAGCUUCCUGUGACUCGGAACUGCUGGAGCUCCGUGCACCUCGUGGCUGCGGUUCAGCUGUGAUCUUUAGCUGCUGGUCCAGAGGUGCCAGCUGUAAGCCUGCAAUCUGUUUGGCAUCAAGCUAACAUCUCUAACUCACUGUCAGAGAGUCCAGUCAGCCACUGUGUAUAUACUGCAUGUGUUUUUAGUUAAUAAAUAAUAAUAAUGAUGAUCAAUAAUCGAUAACCACCAAAGCAAUCAGUGAACUUCACAUUAUCAAUAGAAGUGAUGAAACUGGUUAUUAUGAUUAGACGAUUUAUUAUUAAAGAUGUUUUGACUUUAGGCGCGGUGAUUAGAGGUGUAACGAUCAAUCAGUCUGGAUCAAGACCUUCAUUCAGUGAUCAAUCAUCCAAUAUGAUUGAUGCCAAAUAAAAACCUUUCAGAUGCGCCUUCUGUCAGGGGAUUCAGAGUAUCUCAUAAAUGUUAUUUGUUAAACACUGAGUGGAGGAAAGUCCAUCAGCCGCUUGGCUAAUCAAUUUGUUUUUACAUUCUAUUGCUCAGAGACAAAACAUAUUAUUGAAUUGGAUGUUCUUUAAUUAAACCUUGUUGUUUCAUGUGUGUUAUUGGAGUCAAUUUAAUUCAAUCUGAAUGCAUCUGGUUACAAGUAUUUCAGUUAUUUGUAUUUAUGUGGAUUUUCUUGUUUGUUUUCAAAAGCGGAACAGAAAGUUGUUGCAGCUUCUUCUGUAACUGGCUGGAUAAAAUUAAAUUACUAUUGGUAUAAAAAUAUUAGUUUGGCUUUAAGUGAAUUUAUGUCCAGCCAAACUGUCGCCUGUAAAUAAAUCCAUUGUACAUAAAAACAUUUAAAGUGAUCAAACUGACGAGAAAGAGCUUUUAGUCAAAUGUUUUAAACGUUUCGUCAUCACACAUAUUUUAUUUUUCUCUUUGUGUGAAGAAAAUGUUUGAGAGAAAAGUAAAAUGUCAUGAUUCAGAUGUGCAUUUGUGUUGUUAUUAAA